AUGGCGAUGUGGAGCUCCUUUCUCCUCUUGGUCGUGGGAGUGGCAGCCCACAGCGGCACCUGCCCCGCAAGCAAGAAAUGUGGGGCCGACGCUGGCUCGGAGAAGGGUCUGCCUUGCUGUCAGAUAUCUUCCAACUCCUUCGAGUGCUGCUCCAGCUCCGAAGCCUGUAUUCCCAACGUGGGAUGCCGCUGCGCCGGCGAAGAGAACUUGCGUGAUUACGAGGGCUACAGCUUCGAGGACUACAAGCAAGAGUUCUCCAAGUCCUACGCUGAUCACGAGCACGAGAGCAGGAAAUCGAUCUUCGAGGCGAAUUUGCGGAAGGUGCAGGCACACAACGCCGAGUACAGGCAGGGGCAUCGCACCUGGUACAUGGCCAUGAAUGAGCUGGCCGACCUCUCCUCGCAGGAGUUCGGAGUGAGGCGCUCCACCAAGGUGGCCCACUCGGUGCACCGGCCGUUUUUGCAGCUCGAUGCUGAGGUGCACAAGCCGAACCCGGCCGCUUUCGACUGGCGCAGCAAGGGGGUCGUCACGCCCGUGAAGGAUCAAGGCGGAUGCGGAUCAUGCUGGGCAUUCUCGGCCACCGAGACGGUCGAGUCCCACUACGCGAUCGCAUCUGGCAAGUUGCUGACGCUGGCUCCGCAGACGUACGUGGACUGCGUGGAAAACCCUGAUGAUUGCGGAGGAACCGGGGGCUGCGAGGGAGCGACCAUGGAGUUGGCGUUCAACCUGACCAUCUCGAAGGGUAUUGCUCUGGAGAGCUCUCUUCCCUACGAGGGCCGCGAUGCAUCCUGCCCAAGCUACAAGCCCGCCGUGAAGGCAAAAAGCUAUGUCAGGCUCCCCGUCAACGAGGCAGCCUCGUUGGAGACUGCUUUGGCCACGAAGGGCCCCAUGUCGGUAACCGUGGCUGCUGGGUCGUGGCAGCUGUAUGGUGGAGGCAUUUUCUCGGGCUGCAGCGAAGGAUCGGACAACACCUUGGACCAUGGGGUUCAGGCCGUCGGCUACGCCAAGGACUACUGGCUGAUCAGGAAUUCCUGGGGCCCGGGCUGGGGUGAGAAGGGCUACAUCCGACUGUCUCGUGCCAGUGACAAGAAGACCUUCGUGGACCACAACCCUGCUGACGGCGAAGCCUGCAAACCCUACCCGAAGACGCAGACUAUCGGGGGCGAAUGCGGGGUGCUCUUCGACAGCUCCUACCCUGUCGGGGUUGUUGCUGGGACCGAGGAAGAGAUUGUGGUGUAG
This is a messenger RNA of Symbiodinium sp. CCMP2456, 1239 nucleotides long. The record is from the annotation of a GenBank genome assembly. Lineage: Eukaryota; Dinophyceae; Suessiales; Symbiodiniaceae.